Messenger RNA from Eptesicus fuscus (big brown bat), 2746 nucleotides. It is a transcript of the gene RSPH6A, whose product is annotated as radial spoke head 6 homolog A. Gene Ontology annotation, cellular component: axoneme; radial spoke. Lineage: Eukaryota; Metazoa; Chordata; Mammalia; Chiroptera; Vespertilionidae. The record is from RefSeq and is a predicted model, not a curated record. Gene Ontology annotation, biological process: cilium movement involved in cell motility; cilium assembly; axoneme assembly. Bases 113 to 2233 code for a protein of 706 amino acids. The transcript is spliced from 6 exons.
GCCCGCCCCGCCCUCCUUGGAAACCGGCAGCUACUGGGCGUGUGCGCGGGCGGGCAACUGGCCGGCCUGUCUGCAAGCCUCCCUCGGAGCAGCCUGCGCGCCCUUUUGGACGAUGGGGGACCCGCCGCCCGACCCCGAGCAGCCUCCCCAGCUGGCCUCGGGCAGCUCCCAGGGCUCUGAUCGGCGGCGCAACGGGGAGCCCCCCUCGGUCCAGUUCACGCUCCCCGCGGAGGUGCCGCCGGAGGAGCUGGGAGCCAUGAGGAGCAGUCAGGAGGUGCUGGCGGGCCAGGGGUGGCCUCCAGGAGCCAGGCUGAGCCAAUAUGAGGAGCCUCAGGGUAGCAGCGCGUACCCGACCUCGGAUUUCCAGCGCCAACCGUACCUGGAUGAGGACAGGACCCAGACCAACCUGAUGCUGGAGCAGCUGCAGCAGGGCCAGGGCAACCUCUUCCAGCAGCUGGAGUCCGCCUUCCAGGACUCCCAGCCCGACGCCAUGGCCCAGUUCGCCGCCGCGUACCAGAGGGAAGAGCAGCAGUUCCAGCAGUUCCAGCAGUUCAGCGAGGAAGCCCAGCAUGGGCCCUACAUGCGGGAUGACCCUUCCCUCCAGUUCUCGCCCUCUGAGCUGGGCUUUAUGCCCUUCGAUAUGGAGGUGUCGGAGCCGGAGCCCCGGGACCUGGCCGUGCAGAACGCCAAGGCCUACCUGCUGCAGACCAGCAUCAGUUGCGACCUCAGCCUGUACGAGCACCUGGUGAACAUGCUGACCAAAAUCCUGAACCAGCGCCCGGAGGAUCCCUUGUCCAUCCUGGAGUCGCUGAACCGCACCACACAGCUCGAGUGGUUCCACCCCAAGCUGGACUCGCUGCGGAAUGACCCCGAGAUGCAGCCCACCUACGAGAUGGCCGAGAAGCAGAAGACACUCUUCAUCCGGGGCGGCGGCGUGGAGGGCGAGCAGGAGAUGGAGGAGGAGGUGGCAGACACGGCCGUGCCCAACAUCAUGGAGUCAGCCUUCUACUUCGAACAGGGCGGCGUGGGCCUGAGCUCCGACGAGAGUUUCCGCCUCUUCCUGGCCCUGAAGCAGCUGGUGGAGCAGCAGCCGAUCCACACCUGUCGCUUCUGGGGCAAAAUCCUGGGGCUCAAGCGCAGCUACCUGGUGGCCGAGGUGGAGUUCCGGGAGGGCGAGGAGGAGGUGGAGGAGGAGGAGGAGGUGGAGCUGAUGGAGGGUGGCGAGAUCACCGACACCCACGGCGAGGAGGAGGGCGAGGAGGAUGAGGAGAAGGCCGCCGACAUCCUCCCCAAGCAGAUGUGGAAGCCGCCGCCCGUCAUCCCCAAGGAGGAGAGCCGCUCGGGCACCAACAAGUACCUGUACUUCGUGUGCAACGAGCCGGGCCGGCCGUGGACCCGGCUGCCGCACGUCACGCCCAUCCAGAUCGUGCAGGCCCGCAAGAUCAAGAAGUUCUUCACCGGCCACCUGGACGCUCCGGUCAUCAGCUACCCGCCCUUCCCGGGCAACGAGGCCAACUACCUGCGGGCCCAGAUCGCCCGCAUCUCGGCCGCCACACACAUCAGCCCCCUCGGCUUCUACCAGUUCAACGAGGAGGAGGGGGACGAGGAAGAGGAGGGCGGCGCUGGGCGAGACUCCUUCGAGGAGAACCCCGACUUUGAGGGCAUCCCCGUGUUUGAGCUGGUGGACUCCAUGGCCAACUGGGUGCACCACAUGCAGCACAUCCUCCCGCAGGGCCGCUGCACUUGGGUGAACCCUUUGCAGAAGAAGGAGGAGGAGGAGGAGCUAGGGGAGGAGGAGGAGAAGGCCGAUGAGGGGAUGGAGGAGGCGGAGCAGGAGAUUGGGCCCCCGUUGCUGACGCCACUCUCAGAAGAUGCAGAAAUCAUGCACAUGUCACCCUGGACCGCGCGCGUGUCCUGCAGCCUCUGCCCGCAGUACUCCGUGGCUGUCGUGCGCUCCAAUCUCUGGCCCGGGGCCUAUGCCUUCGCCAUUGGCAAGAAGUUUGAGAACGUGUACAUCGGCUGGGGCCACAAGUACAGCCCGGACAACUUCAACCCCACGCUGCCGCCGCCCGUCCAGCAGGAGUACCCCAGCGGCCUGGAGAUCAUGGAGAUGAGCGACCCCACGGUGGAGGAGGAGCAGGCCCUGAAGGCUGCCCAGGAGCAGGCGCUGGCGGCUGCGGAGGAAGAGGAGGAGGACGAGGAGGAGGACGAGGAUGAGGACCCGGAGGACUGAGGCCGCACAGCGCCCUCCCCCAGGCAGGUAGAGAGCGCGCUGCUCCUUUCGCGUAGUUCGGAGCUGUGUUUUCGCUGUUGGUUUGCUUUGUGCCCCUGGAAGGCAGCUGCUCGAAAUGAAACGUUCCCCUGGCGUUCCGGCCCGGUCAUUCAUUCAUUUGCUCACCGGCCUGCGGACGUGACCUCCGCGUCAGGGCGAUGGGCUCUGCUGGGAACACCGACACUGCUCCGCACAGCCUCCCCCGUUUCCCUUGUCCAUUCCUCGGGGCAUGACGUGCCUCCGGGAGCCUCGGCCUGUGUGCUCAGUUGUCCUGUACACCGAGGGUUCCAUUUCCGGUCAGGGCACAUAUCUAGGUUGUAGGUUCGAUCCCCGGAGGGGGCGGAUGCGGGAGGCAACCAGGGGAGCAACCGGCCGAUGUUUCUCUUUCACAUCGAUGCUUCUCUCUCCUUGCCCCUCUCUCUAAAAACCAACGGGCAUGUCCUUGGGUGAGGAUUUAAAAAAAUAAAAAUUAAA